AUGUUGGAGGAUGAGCCCCACGCCGAGGGGGCGGCGGGGGUCGCGGCGGCGGCCAGGGAGGCGCUGCAGGCGCUGUGCCAGGAGCUGAACCUGGACGAGGACAGCGCGGCCGAAGCGCUGGACCACUUCACGGCCAUCCGGGGUAACUACAGCCUGGAGGGAGAAGUUAGACACUGGUUAGCAUGCUCCUUGUAUGUCGCGUGCCGCAAAAGCGUUAUCCCCACAGUUGGAAAGGGUAUUAUGGAAGGAAACUGUGUUUCACUCACCAGAAUUCUACGUUCAGCUAAGUUAAGUUUAAUACAGUUUUUCAGUAAAAUGAAGAAGUGGAUGGACAUGUCAAAUCUGCCACAAGAAUUUCGUGAACGUGUAGAAAGGCUAGAGAGAAAUUUUGAAGUAUCUACUGUAAUUUUUAAGAAAUUUGAGCCAAUUUUUUUAGAUAUAUUUCAGAAUCCAUAUGAAGAGCUGCCCAAGUUGCCGCGAAGCAGGAAGCAGAGGCGAAUUCCUUGCAGUGUGAAGGAUCUCUUUAAUUUCUGUUGGACGCUCUUUGUUUAUACGAAGGGUAAUUUUCGAAUGAUUGGUGAUGACUUAGUUAACUCAUAUCAUCUACUGCUGUGCUGCUUGGAUCUGAUUUUUGCAAAUGCCAUUAUAUGCCCAAACAGACAAGACUUGCUGAAUCCCUCAUUUAAAGGCUUACCGCCUGAUUUCCACACUCCUGACUUCAGAGCUUCUGAAGAGCCUCCGUGCAUCAUCGCUGUGCUUUGUGAACUGCAUGAUGGCCUUCUGGUAGAAGCAAAAGGAAUAAAGGAACACUACUUCAAACCAUAUAUUUCAAAACUUUUUGACAAGAAGAUUUUAAAAGGUGAAUGCCUUCUGGACCUUUUCAGUUUUACUGAUAAUAGCAAAGCAGUGAAUAAGGAGUAUGAAGAGUAUGUUCUGACAGUUGGUGACUUUGAUGAGAGAAUCUUUUUGGGAGCAGAUGCAGAAGAGGAAAUUGGGACACCUCGAAAGUUCACCGGUGACCCCCCAUUUGGGAAACUAACAUCACAUGCCAAUGUGGAAUAUAACCUUCAACAGCACUUUGAAAAAAAAAGAUCAUUUGCACCUUCUACCCCGCUGACAGGACGGAGGUAUUUACAAGAAAAAGAAGCAGUCAUUACUCCUGUUGCUUCAGCCACUCAAAGUGUGAGCCGCUUACAGAGUAUUGUGGCUGGAUUGAAAAAUGCACCAAGUGAACAACUUAUAAAUAUUUUUGAGUCUUGUAUGCGGAAUCCUAUGGACAACAUUAUGAAAAUAGUGAAGGGAAUAGGGGAGGUUUUCUGUCAGCACUAUACUCAAUCAACAGAUAAACAGCCAGGAUCUCAUAUAGACUUUGCUGUAAACAGACUAAAGUUGGCAGAAAUUUUAUAUUAUAAAAUCUUAGAGACUAUAAUGGUUCAGGAAACACGAAGACUUAAUGGAAUGGACUUGUCAGUUCUUUUAGAGCAGGAUAUAUUUCAUCGCUCCCUGAUGGCUUGUUGUUUGGAAAUUGUGCUCUUUGCUUAUAGCUCAUCACGUACUUUUCCCUGGAUCAUUGAAGUUCUCAAUUUGCAACCAUUUUACUUUUAUAAGGUUAUUGAGGUGGUGAUCCGGUCAGAGGAGGGGCUCUCCAGAGAUAUGGUAAAACACCUGAACAGCAUCGAAGAACAGAUUUUGGAGAGUUUAGCUUGGAAUAAUAAUUCUGCAUUAUGGGAGGCUCUCCAGGCUUCUGCAAACAAAGUUCCUACCUGUGAAGAAGUUAUAUUUCCAAAUAACUUUGAAGUAGGAAAUGGAGGACAUGUACAGGGACAUCUUCCCAUGAUGCCAAUGUCUCCAAUAAUGCAUCCCAGGGUCAAGGAAGUUCGGACUGACAGUGGCAGUCUUCGAAGGGAUAUGCAACCAUUGUCUCCAAUUUCUGUCCAUGAACGAUAUAGCUCUCCUGCUGCAGGGAGUGCUAAGAGAAGACUUUUUGGAGAUGAACCCCCAAAGGAAAUACUUAUGGACAAGAUUAUGACAGAAGGAACAAAACUGAAAAUCGCUCCUUCUUCAUGCAUUACUGCUGAGAACAUAUCCGUUUCACCUGGGCAAGCUCUUCUAACAAUGGCCACAACCACAGUAACAGGAACAACAGGGCAGAAAGUUACAGUUCCCCUGCAUGGUGUUGCCAACGAUGCUGGAGAGAUAACACUGAUACCUAUUUCAGUGAAUACAACUCAGGAGUCCAAAGUUGAGAGUCCCAUAGCACUGACAGCCCAGUCAUUAAUUGGUACUUCUCCAAAACAGACAAAUCUCAGUAAAGCACAAGAGGUUCAUCUGACUGGAAUGAACAAACCAAAGAGGACUGGGUCCUUAGCACUAUUUUACAGAAAGGUGUAUCAUCUGGCAAGUGUACGCCUACGUGAUUUAUGUAUAAAAUUGGAUGUUUCAAGUGAGUUACGAAGGAAGAUAUGGACAUGUUUUGAGUUCACUUUAGUUCACUGCCCUGAUUUAAUGAGAGAUAGGCAUUUGGAUCAACUCCUUCUUUGUGCCUUUUACAUUAUGGCAAAGGUAACAAAAGAAGAAAGAACUUUUCAAGAAAUAAUGAAAAGCUAUAGGAAUCAGCCCCAAGCUAAUAGUCAUGUUUAUAGAAGUGUUCUGUUGAAAAAUAUUCCAAGAGACGUUGCGGCAUACAAUGGUGAUUUUGAAAUGACAGAUGCUGACUUAGAAGAUGCUACAAAGACACCUAACUGUUCCAGCGGACCAAUGAGACAGGAGCGAGGUGACCUUAUCAAAUUUUAUAAUACAAUAUAUGUAGGAAGAGUGAAGUCCUUUGCAUUGAAAUAUGACUUGUCACAUCAGGACUAUUUGGUGGACGCUCCGCCCCUCUCUCCUUUCCCACACAUUAAGCAGCAGCCUGGCUCCCCACGCCGCAUUUCCCAGCAGCACGCUGUCUAUGUCUCCCCACACAAGAGCGGGCCAGGCCUUACACCAAGGAGUGCUCUGUUGUACAAGUUCAGUGGCAGCCCUUCUAAGCGCAUCAUGAGUUCUCUAUUGGAGUUUACCUACGGAGUCCCCCAGAGCUACUAUCCACCACUAGAGGGCAGACUUCCAAAGAAGCAGAUCUUCGCAUUCACUUUUGCUCAUGAGUUUCUAGAAUCUGGAAGGAUGUAAAUAAGCCGUUCUUAAUUGAUUUUCAGGUGAUGCUAUCAAAUAUUUGUAUUUUAAACUGUUGGAGUUUGGGAUGUAGCUUAAUGAUAUUCUUGUCCAGCAUCUGUCAGGCCUUGGGUUUGAUCUCAGUACUGGUAAGCGGCAUAAUGUUUGCCUUACCUAAUUUUAGUUCGUUUGAAUUAGUCUUAAGAUCUGGCUGUCAAUGAGUUCUAAGUAUUAAUAUUUAACUUUGAAAAGGGAAGGGACUUUGGUUAUAUUUUACUUUUCUGAAAAUUGCAUCUUCAUUUUUGUAUAAUAUCUAUACAUGUUGUUAUAAGCCAAAUAAGAGUCUGUCUUGAAUCCUUGUAUAUAUUUUUCUGUAUCUAUAACUAUCAUAUCCAUUAUUAAUGUACAAAAUGUAAAUAUCUGUACACUGGCCAUGUAAGAAACUCCAGGCAUGUUUUGUGUCAAUUUUGGGGGGACUUGAUACCAAUGUACAUAAAAUGGUUAAUAAAAAUUAGAAUUUAAGGGGAUGGAGAGAUGGCUUAGAGGUUAAGGUGGUUGCCUGCAAAGCCAAAGGACCCAGGUUCAAUUUCCCAGAACCCAUGUGAUCCAGAUGCACAUGG
Jaculus jaculus (lesser Egyptian jerboa) is the source of this 3767-nucleotide messenger RNA. It is a transcript of the gene Rbl1, whose product is annotated as RB transcriptional corepressor like 1. Gene Ontology annotation, molecular function: RNA polymerase II transcription regulatory region sequence-specific DNA binding. Gene Ontology annotation, cellular component: transcription regulator complex; chromatin; nucleus. Lineage: Eukaryota; Metazoa; Chordata; Mammalia; Rodentia; Dipodidae. The coding region runs from base 1 to 3165 and encodes 1054 amino acids. Gene Ontology annotation, biological process: negative regulation of G1/S transition of mitotic cell cycle; cell differentiation; regulation of transcription by RNA polymerase II. The record is from RefSeq and is a predicted model, not a curated record. The transcript is spliced from 22 exons.